Xyrauchen texanus (razorback sucker) is the source of this 777-nucleotide messenger RNA. RefSeq lists its product as uncharacterized. The transcript has 3 exons. The record is from RefSeq and is a predicted model, not a curated record. Lineage: Eukaryota; Metazoa; Chordata; Actinopteri; Cypriniformes; Catostomidae. Bases 1 to 777 code for a protein of 258 amino acids.
AUGAAGUCUGAUAUUCUGGAGAAGGUUUGUGAUGAGAUAUACAAGUAUAAAUCUUAUCCAAGCAGUGCAGACUUCUGUGAAGUUUCAGAGGCACUUAUCAAGAAACACCCUUGCUUAGCAGAAAAAGGAUCCUUCAAUGGGUGCUAUGGGUGGACACAGAGAAUUAAAAUGAAGAUGGGAAACCUACGCACACAGUUGAAAGGUCUUGGAUGCCCUGAGUAUUUGGUAAAUUCUCUGAAAACCAAAGCCUCAGACCAUGCUUUUCCAGCAAAAAAUGUUAAACGACCUAAACGGGGUGAGGCCAAUCAUAUUCCAUCCCUACCUGCUGGAGAGACAUCAGCAAACCUUGAAAUUGAGCGCCUGGCACUUGUAAAGGACGUGAAGAAAAGAAACAAUGCAUUGACAAUCAGAGAAAAAAUGACAAAGACGUUUGCCUUUCGCAGACAAGAGACUGUGGAAAACCAACCUAGUGUUCAAGAACUGCAAGAAAGAUGGCCAGCUCUGUUUCAACAAGAGGAGAUUAAUGCCGAAUUUUUUCGCAUCACGACCUUACCUUUACAAUCGAGAUUUAUGGCCUCUUUGGACAGACAGAGCUCUCAGCUUCUCCAGGUUAUUAGGAGCAAAGGUGGUGUCCUCCGUGAAAAAACUAAGGAUACUAUUAAAGUUAUGGAUCAGAGUCUGGACAUAGACAUCAGAAGAGAGUGCCUGCUGAAGUGCCUGAUCAUGUACCUUGGUGAAGAUGCAAGCUGUCUGAUCAAAGAAUACCAGGUAAUGUAG